AUGGCUAAAGCAUCAAGCAGCAAACUUCCAGCAGACUCGCCGGCCAAGAAGGUCAGCUACGUAGCUUCCCAGGCUAGCGAAUCGGGCGCAGAGGAGGAAGAAGAGGAAGAGGAGCAGGAAGAAGUGGAAGAGAGGUCUGAGCGGGAUAGUCUGUUGGGGGACGAUGAUACGUCCUCGGCGGAUAGUGAUGAGCUGGAGGACGUCGCACCUAGACGAAGGGAUAAUGGGGAGGCUUCCGGCUCGGGAUCUAGAAGAGGUGCGAUGGGACAACUGCCACGAUAUGCCCCGCCGAACGGUAUGAUGCCACUCCCGCUGAGCGUCAACUUUGCUUCGUCGCCGUUUGAAUGGGAUGCUAUGGCGAAGGCGCAAGGAGUGGAACUUUGGUCGAUCCGUGCACCUGUAGACCUCAAGUCGUCCCGCCUUACCGCUCUGAACAUUGCCAUGGGCUCUUCUGGUCCUUCUGGCUCUCUUACUGUCAAAUCCAGCUCCUACUCCCUUCACUCGGCCGGCUUCCCCACGCCAGCUACGGCUGACGUGGAUGAAGAAGGGCGUCAGCCAACGGCGGGACCCGGUCUGGCGGACGCAAUGAUGAUGGAAGAUGGCGGAGAGCGACUGAGAUUCGAGGGAGGAGCGGAAAUGAUGGGCGGGAUGACGCUCAUGGUGCCGCGAGUCGAGAAGGGCGGGAAGCUGUAUGCUGCGCCAAUCAACGUAUCUCGCCAUCUCAUCCUCGUCCCCAACACCGCCACAUCCACAUCCGCAUCGAACGAGAACGCCCUCCCUUCCCUUCUCGCCACAUCGGCACUGGACGACGCGCUCGAUGCCGCCGAAGCGGAUGACGCGAUCCGGCACGCCCCCGCCAAGCGUGUUCAACCUACACAUCUCCUCAAAUUUCGGAAUCACGCUAUUGGCUCGCGAACGAGCGGGCCUGCUGGAGCGCCCGGCCGGAAAGCGCCAGAGUCCCGGAAAGCGCCAGAGUCAGCGAGGGGGAUGCCAAUCGAUGCCAUUAGUAUCCUAGCGCAGAACAAGGCGGAGAAGGCGGCAGCCAAGAAGCGGAAGAGCGAGGCCGAGGGGCGGGAUACACCCGGCAAGAAGAAGAAGAGGGCGGUAGAAGCAUGA
This is a messenger RNA of Dioszegia hungarica, 1116 nucleotides long. RefSeq lists its product as uncharacterized. The record is from RefSeq and is a predicted model, not a curated record. Bases 1 to 1116 code for a protein of 371 amino acids. NCBI's taxonomy places the organism in Eukaryota, Fungi, Basidiomycota, Tremellomycetes, Tremellales, Bulleribasidiaceae. The transcript has 4 exons.